Messenger RNA from Acipenser ruthenus (sterlet), 892 nucleotides. RefSeq names its product transcription factor ATOH1. Gene Ontology annotation, molecular function: protein dimerization activity. Bases 77 to 766 code for a protein of 229 amino acids. The record is from RefSeq and is a predicted model, not a curated record. NCBI's taxonomy places the organism in Eukaryota, Metazoa, Chordata, Actinopteri, Acipenseriformes, Acipenseridae. The transcript has a single exon.
CGACUGGUGCAGGGUGAAAAGAAAAGUGGACAUUAAAAAAGUAAUUGUACAUUUUUACCACUUACCUACUGUUGCAAUGGCUCGGAUGAAUGUAGAAGAAUGGGUGGAUGUGAAAGAGCUCGCAGGAGGAGAUGCACAGCAGCAGGCGGGUUUAAUGAGGGAAGAGCACAGAGGUUAUCCACAAAGUAUAGCACUUCUGGAUAACAGUGAUCCACGCGCCUGGCUCGCUCCAACACUGCAAGGCACCUGCACGGCACACUCCGAUUACCUGCUGCACUCACCCGGCUCGUCUGCAGAGAGCAUGCAGCAAGACACAGACAACAGCGAGGAGCUAAUAAAAAGAAACAAGAGCUCGGUGAAAGCGAGAGACCUCUGCAAACUUAAGGGUGUCGGAUUUGACGAUGCAUGUUGCAGACAGAGAGCCCCUUCCAGUAACCCGGUUAAUGGAGUCCAAAAGCAGAGGAGGAUGGCAGCAAAUGCCCGAGAGAGAAGGAGGAUGCACGGUCUGAACCAUGCCUUUGAUGAACUACGUAGUGUCAUCCCGUCAUUUGACAAUGACAAAAAACUUUCCAAAUACGAUACUCUUCAGAUGGCGCAAAUAUACAUCAAUGCCCUUUCCGAUCUUUUACAAGGUCCCACAGAUCAGCCAAAAAACGACCACAGAUCUGCCUUUGAGGGCACAAGUUCCAGGUCUUCCUCUUCAAACUGCAAUAGGUUUGCAGCAACAGGUUACCGUGCAACUGAAUACAACGCAGUUCCCGUUUGAAGACGGUACCUUUUCAGCAAUGAUGGGACAAGAGACACUUUCUUCCUCGCCAACAGUAAAGUCUGGUUCAGAGGACAGCAAAGCAUCCCCGAGGUCCAAUAGAAGUGAUGGGGAGUUUUCGCCUCA